AUGGUCAAGAUCUUGGGGUCCGGCUCCUACUCGACGGUCGUGUUGGCCAAGGUGAAGAAGUACGAGAAGGAGCACCCGCAGCUGGCCAUCAAGAACAUUGACCGACGCCAGUCCGGCGACUACGUGAAGCGCUUCCUUCCACGCGAGAUCGAGAUCGUCAAGACGUGCAACCACGCCAACAUAUGCCGCGUCUUCGAGAUCAUGGAGUUCAAGCACUACGUCUGCUUUGUCACCGAGCUGUGCGAGGGCGGCGACCUGCUCGACAAGAUCAACGGCCAGAAGUUCAUCCCGGAGGCCGACGCGAAGCUCAUCUUCCGCCAGCUCGUCGAGGCGCUUUCGUACCUGAUCGAGCGCGAGAUCGUGCACCGGGAUAUCAAAUGCGAGAACAUCUUCCUCGACAAGCACGGCAACGUCAAGCUGGGCGACUUUGGCUUCGCGCGCUACCUGCGCGUCGGCGAGAAGUCGAGCACGUACUGCGGCUCCCGUGCGUACGUGGCGCCCGAGAUUUUGCGCUCCGUCGAGUACACGGGGCACACGGUGGACAUCUGGAGCGCGGGGGUCGUCCUGUUCGUGAUGCUGACCGGGAUGAUGCCGUUCAACGACAAGAAGGUGCCCGCCAUGGUCAACCAGCAGCUGCAGCACCGAAUUCGGUUCCCCAAGCAGCCGGUGCUGUCGCUGGAGGCAUGCACGCUCAUCUUCGAGAUUCUGCACCCGCACCCCCACUCACGGCCCACCUGCCACCAGAUGAAGAACUCGGAGUGGCUGAAGAAGACCACGUACACGAUGAAGGGGCCAAAGGUAUCGUCGCGGAAUGCGGUCAACCCGGCUGGGGCAGCCGUCAGAGGUUCGAAGGAGGGC
Molecule: messenger RNA, 858 nt
Organism: Mesorhabditis spiculigera
Lineage: Eukaryota; Metazoa; Nematoda; Chromadorea; Rhabditida; Rhabditidae
Source: the annotation of a GenBank genome assembly